AUGUCCUCCACUUUACAGGCCGCAUUGCUCUCUGACGCUUUUCUACAUUGUAUUCUUCUUUUGGUCAUCUCAAUGCUAGGACUCAAGUUUCUUCCCUUCAGCUUCUCUAACUUCAAAACCAGGUCUCUGCGUAACACGUGGAAACAACUCACUCUCGCACACACUUCGUCUACUAUGCAAAGUCAACUGGAACGCGCAGUGUCUGCAUUUUACCACUACGAACAACUCUCGCUAGAAGAAAUAUAUUUAAUGCAAAGAACCUAUUCGAAAGUCAAUAGAGCGCAUAAACGGCUUGGGUACGAGAUAGGCUACCCAGCCAAGUUGGAGCAACUGAAAGAAGUGACGAAGGCGAACGCUAUUCUUACUCGUGCAAUCGCCAAGAUGGGGAUGGGGGAAGCGGGUAUUGAUGAUGCUGAUGCGUUGCCGAAUGGGACGAGUAUUGAGUUGAGGGACGUUAGGGAAGCUUUGAGACAUUUUGUCCGAGACUGGAGCGAUGAGAGUAUCGAAGAACGGAAUGUGGUGAUGAAGCCUAUAUUAGAGGUAUUUGAGAGAGUUCGCCCAGAACGACGUAAGACUCUUAAGGUCCUUGUUCCUGGCUGUGGACUGGGACGACUUGCUUGGGAGAUUAGCGAAUUAGGUUUUGCAAGUUACGCGAACGAACUAUCGUCUUUCAUGAACCUCAGCCUCCGCUUUCUUCUUUCCCCACACCUAACACGCUCCACAUCUCAACACACUCUCCAUCCUUACGCACACUGGUCCUCUCACCAACGAACCAACGCAAACCUCUUCCGCUCCAUCUCCUUCCCAGACGUCCUCCCGCGAUUAUCAAAUACAUUCAAACACAUUUCAGGCGACUUUCUUACGCUCGGCCCAGCAAACUCAUACGAUUUUAUUGUCACGCAGUUCUUCAUCGACACAUCGUAUAACAUCAUCAGCACAAUUGAGCAAAUUCAUUCCUUGCUCCGGCCUGCAGGGACUUGGAUCAAUCUAGGACCCCUGUUAUGGAGGAGUGGAGGACAAGCAGCGUUGGAGCUAAGUCUGGACGAGCUCGUGCAGUUGGUUGAAAAGAUUGGAUUCAUUUUUGUUACUGAGGGAAAGUGUGAGGAGGAAAGGAAGAAAACGAGGACGGUCGAGUGCGAGUAUACGGCGGAUAGAGAGGCGAUGAUGCGCUGGAUAUACAAAGCCGAGUUUUGGGUUGCGGAGAAGAAAGCCACGUGACGCUCAAGCUCGAACGGGUCAAGCUCACUACGCGAUUAUUAUAUUCACAUUACGUCCUCGAAAAUUGCGGAGGACAUUUGGGCUACUCAGUUGAGCUCGAUGUGUCACCAUUGCGUGGUCAAGAAACCGCUUGACGGGGACUCCGGAAUAAAAAUAUGUUCUAAGAAGACGACACCACGUCCGAGAUUCCGUGUACAAGUCUCAGCACCGAUUCGACGUGCCCUGGACGCAAAGAAUUUGCCCGUUUAACGUCUCAUGAGGAAGUUGACAUGGUACUGAGAUAUGAUGACAACUUGCGGCGUUCCAGCAUAGGGCGGAACAAGUUUUACUUUGCCUCGUACCCGAUGUCGCCUAUGGAGCUAAAUUUGGCCAAAGGCAGAAGUUCGUCUGCUAUCUUGCUGCCAUCCAUGUUACCUACCCAAAUGUUUUAGCCUGUCGACUAUAAUGAUUGGAAGAGGCACGUCGGCACUUUCACAUCCCGAAUAAUAAAUCAGAGCAUGGGAUAUUCUAAAGUUUAGAGCAACUCUUCGUGGCGACCGUCCAGGUGUCUUGCCUACUUUUGAUUAUUUCAAAGUUCCCAACAUAGCCUGGAUAUUUUUAAUUCCUCGGUUGAGUUGCCAAUACGCUUGUCCCAAUAACAGAAUUUUCGUUUCGUAUAAGAUGCUGGAGCAUUUCACGACACUAUUCCAAUGUUCCAGGGUCCCCAAAG
Molecule: messenger RNA, 1927 nt
Organism: Fomitiporia mediterranea MF3/22
Lineage: Eukaryota; Fungi; Basidiomycota; Agaricomycetes; Hymenochaetales; Hymenochaetaceae
Product: N2227-domain-containing protein
Exons: 3
Coding region: 1-1218 (405 amino acids)
Molecular function (GO): S-adenosylmethionine-dependent methyltransferase activity
Source: RefSeq, a predicted model, not a curated record